AUGGAACCUCUUACCCUCAGUAACCCUGACGCUCCCAUUGUGACUCCUGUCCCUGCCCCUUUCUGCCCCCCUUUCUUCAGCAAUCUGGCGCUCAACCCGAAUCUGACGGGCAGCUUUCCAGAUGCUCUCGGAAACCUCCUGCAGCUCACCACGCUGGACAUGCACGGGUGCAGCCUGUCCGGCUCAAUCCCAUCCACCAUCGGCCGACUCACCAGCCUGAGCUACUUUCUGGUCAACCAGAACCGCCUCUCGGGCUCCCUGCCAACACAGAUCGGCACCCUCCCCCAGCUCUACAUGCUUGACGUCAUGGAGAAUCAGCUGGAAGGGCCCCUGCCGACCUUUGAGGGUGCAAACGAGCUCAACCACCUUAUCACCCCCAUCCCUCUCCCUAUGAGUAUCACCCCCAUCCCUCUCCCUAUGAGUAUCACCCCCAUCCCUCUCCCUAUGAGUAUCACCCCCAUCCCUCUCCCUAUGAGUAUCACCCCCAUCCCUCUCCCUAUGAGUAUCACCCCCAUCCCUCUCCCUAUGAGUAUCACCCCCAUCCCUCUCCCUAUGAGUAUCACCCCCAUCCCUCUCCCUAUGAGUAUCACCCCCAUCCCUCUCCCUAUGAGUAUCACCCCCAUCCCUCUCCCUAUGAGUAUCACCCCCAUCCCUCUCCCUAUGAUAUCACCCCCCCAUCCCUCUCCCUAUGAGUAUCACCCCCAUCCCUCUCCCUAUGAGUAUCACCCCCAUCCCUCUCCCUAUGAGUAUCACCCCCAUCCCUCUCCCUAUGAGUAUCACCCCCAUCCCUCUCCCUAUGAGUAUCACCCCCAUCCCUCUCCCUAUGAGUAUCACCCCCAUCUCUCUCCCUAUGAGUAUCACCCCCAUCCCUCUCCCUAUGAGUAUCACCCCCAUCCCUCUCCCUAUGAGUAUCACCCCCAUCCCUCUCCCUAUGAGUAUCACCCCCAUCCCUCUCCCUAUGAGUAUCACCCCCAUCCCUCUCCCUAUGAGUAUCACCCCCAUCCCUCUCCCUAUGAGUAUCACCCCCAUCUCUCUCCCUAUGAGUAUCACCCCCAUCCCUCUCCCUAUGAGUAUCACCCCAUCCCUCUCCCUAUGAGUAUCACCCCCAUCCCUCUCCCUAUGAGUAUCACCCCCAUCCCUCUCCCUAUGAUAUCACCCCCCCAUCCCUCUCCCUAUGAGUAUCACCCCCAUCCCUCUCCCUAUGAGUAUCACCCCCAUCCCUCUCCCUAUAAGUAUCACCCCCAUCCCUCUCCCUAUGAGUAUCACCCCCAUUCCUCUCCCUAUGAGUAUCACCCCCAUCCCUCUUCCUAUGAGUAUCACCCCCAUCCCUCUCCCUAUGAGUAUCACCCCCAUUCCUCUCCCUAUGAGUAUCACCCCCAUCCCUCUUCCUAUGAGUAUCACCCCCAUCCCUCUCCCUAUGAGUAUCACCCCUUCCCCCCCCUUAAUCUGUAUUUCCCCCCUCCCUCCCCUCUCCCACACUCCCCCCCUGUGGCCCCCCUGCCCGGCAGCCACAUGAGCAACAACCUCUUCACGUCUGUUCCAGCAGAGAUCAGCAGACUGCCCAAACUGCUGCACCUGCUGAUGGACAGCAACCGUCUCACCCAUGACUUUCCACUCGCUUUCAACAACACCAACCUCACUGUCAUGUAUUGUGACCCGUUUUCUCCUCUCCCACUCUCUCCCACCCUCUCCCACACCCUCCCUUCCCGCCCCACCAAGCAAGCAACUGCUGUAGUCACCAUAAUCCAUUGUUCUUCGCCCCCUGCCCUCCACCUUCUCCCCUCUUACCUUCCUUUCCUUUCUUCCUACCCUCUACUGGAGCCACCACUUGAACCUCUCGCCUCCUUCACCUCUCCACUCUGCUCCCUUGCUUUCUCCCUCCAUUUCAUCCCCCCUCUGUUCUCCCCCACUCAUUUCCCUCCCUUCUCCCUUCCCAUUCUCUCUCCCUUCCUUCCCCACUUCCUUUCCUCCCCUCCUCACUUUUCUCCCUUUUCCCUCCCCUUCGCCCUCUCUUCCCUCCCAAUCCAUUCCCUUCCCCAUCCCUUCCCCUUCUCUCCCUUCCCUCCCCUCUCUCUGCCUCUCCAUCCAGCUACUGGAGCAACAACCUACUGGAGCAACAACAGAAUACCCGGCCCCUUCCCUUCCACCUGGUUCUUCCCCCGACUCAAGGACUUGGACCUGAGCAGCAACAGUUUUACAGGAUCCAUCCCGGGCAACCAGCUCAGUGGUCCCCUGCCGGACCUCUCAUCGCUGCCCAGCAUCGUGUCACUCUCCCUCUUUGACAACUCCCUCUCCUCCCUGCCGCCCGCCCUGCUCGCCAAGAGCAACAACAUCACACUGCAGCUUUUCAACAACGAUCUCUGCAAGCCAUUCAAGCCAGACUACACGCAAGUCUGCUCCCCCCCGACCCCCCUCACCCAAUACACCACCCCUGCCUUCUGUGACGGCCUCGCCUGCGAGAACGACCUCUACAGCCCUAGCGCACCACUCUAUAACGAGUCACACUCUUGCGUGUGCGUGUCCCCGUUACGAGCCGACCUGGAGCUGUUUAUAUCGGAUUUCGUGGUGUACCAUGAGGCGCUGGUGCAGCAGCUGGAGCAGCGGAUCUUCUCGGAGCUCACCAGCAAGGCGCAGAUCAACAUCACCAGGCCACAGGUCCUCGUCUCUGCAAUCAGCAGCCCCUCCACGCUCGACUCACUCGCCUCCACCUUCGCCUCGGAGCACAUCAACCACCAGUCAACGCUCAUCAUCACGCUUCUCUUCUUCCCUCCGGGGGAUUCAACAAUAGCUGGUGGUGGUCCCCUCGCAUCACACCACAGGCCACAUGGCAUCCCCAAAGUCCUCGUCUCUUCCAUAAGAAGCCCCGCUUCGCUCGACUCGCUCGCCUCCACCUUUGCCUCGGAGCACAUCAACCACGAGUCAACGCUCAUCAUCACCGUCCUCUUCUUCCCUCCGGGCGGCGAUGGCAGCUGGCACCCGCGAGACACACCGCAGGCCAUCCGCAGCGCGCUCACCACCCGGGACCUUGCCGUGCGCGUUGCUCUUGGCAACUUUGGGCUCUUUCGAGUGGUUGGAUUCUACGGCCCCGCGCCCUACACUCCCCCCCCACCGCCGCAGCAGACUGCUUCCUCUGGGCUGAGCACGGGUGCCAUCGUGGCCAUCUCAGUGUCCUCCGCUGCUGUUGCCAUCGCCCUCAUUGUGCUUCUUCUCAUGCGCCCCUGGGAGAGGAGAGGUGAGGAGGAGAAGAGAGGUGAGGAGGAGAAGCGAGGUGAGGAGGAGAAGAGAGGUGAGAGCGAGGAGAGAGGUGAGGAGGAGAAGCGAGGUGAGGAGGAGAAGAGAGGUGAGAGCGAGGAGAGAGGUGAGAGGGAGGAGAGACAUGAUAGGAAGGAGAGGGGUGAGGUGGUGGAAAAUGUUAUAAAUCGACAAGAGGUGACCUGUGGAGCUUCGAGCACUACAGCCGACAGCACGAUCGAGGGGCUCCAGAUGCACCAGCGCAAGCUCAAGGAGAGCCAACGUGUGCUCACCACACUUCCCCAUCCCUCCUCGCCCCUCCCCAUCCCUCCCCAUCCUUUCCCCACCUCUAUGUUUCCCUGCAACAGGAGACCUGUGGAGUUCAGAGGACUACAGGGCGGUCGAGGGGCUGCAGAUGCUGGGCAUGCGUCGGUGCGAGCUCAAGGAGAGGCAAUAUGUGCUCCCCACCCCUCCCCAUCUCUCCCCACCCCUCCCCUUCCCUUCCCACCCCUCUUCACCCCUUCCCACCUCUCUGUUCUCCUACAACAGGAGACCUGUGUACUGAGUGGUGCGGAUCUCUGGGGGGUAGCACAGCAAUGCUCUGCCUUCACCUCGCCUCCCAUCUCUGCUCCCCAUGCCUUGCCUAUCUGCUCCCCAUGCCUUGCCUCUUUGCUCCCCAUACCCCACCACUCUCAGGUGUACCGAGGAGUAAUGGAAUGGGGGGAAGUGGUGGCAGUGAAGCGAGCCAAGGGCCACGUGAAGGUGGGUCAGGAUGAACUCUGUCAGUCAGGUGAACCUUCAGGUGGGUCUUCAGUUGUGCGGCACGAAAUUUUGCAACGGCUGCUCUCUGCCUUGUGCCACCGCAACCUCGUCGCACUGAAGGGCUUUUGUCUCCCUCUCCUCUCCUCUCCCAUUCAGCUGCUCUCUGCCGUGCGCUACCGCAAUCUCAAGGCUCUCAGGGCCUUCUUUUCGCAACGAGAUCCAGCUGCUGUCAGCUGUGCGCCACCGCAACCUGAUGGCCUUGAAGGCACCCCUCUUCCUCUGUUUCUCCAUCUCACCGUCUCUCCUCCUCCCGAACCCCCCCAUGCACGCCCCCCCACCCACCAGCUGUGUGGCACUGAGUUUCGCAACGAGAUCCAGCUGCUGUCAGCCGUGCGCCACCGCAACCUGGUGGCACUCAAGGGCUUCUGCGUGGAAGCAGGGGAGCAGCUGCUGGUGUAUGAAUUCAUUGAAAGGGGGACGCUGGAAGAUCUGCUGAGAGCGGACUCAAAGCAUCCGCUGACGUGGCGGCAGCGGGUUGACAUCGCGUGUGGCGCAGCCAGUGGGUUCGCAUACCUGCACCAUCAGAUCAAGCCGCCCAUCAUUCACCGCGAUGUGAAGGUGUGUGCACAACCGGGCAUGCUCAUAUGCCUUAGGGGCUUGCAUUGCGUGUGGGGCAAGGAAGCCAGUGGGUUUCCCUACCUGCACCAUCAGAUCAAGCCGCCCAUCAUCCACCGGGAUGUGAAGAUUUACCUCUGUGUUCCCCCCGAAACUGACAGCAUAUGCACCCCUUUGGCUACUUCCCCCUCUCCUUCCCCCUGCGCCGUUCCUUUCCCCCGCCACACCUACCACCAGACAGCCAACAUCCUGAUCACAGCAGGCCUCGAGGCCAAGGUGUCCGACUUUGCCAACAUCCUGAUCACAGCAGGCCUCGAAGCCAAGGUGUCCGACUUUGGUAUUUCCAAGGCUGUUCCUGAGGAGGUGGAGAAGGGGGGGAGGCUGGAGACGCAAGUGAAAGGGACUGUGGGUUAUUUGGACCCACAGUAUUUCCAGUGUGAUUUACUCACGGAAAAGAGCGACGUGUACAGCUUUGGUAUCGUGCUGCUAGAGCUAGCCACUGGUCUCCGGCCUGUGACCAACGGGGAGCAUAUCCGAUCGAUCGUGAUCGAUAGGGUUACCAACCACGGGGGCGUGUACAGUGUAAUGGACCCGGUAUUGAAAGCCUUGUGGGAGAGGCAGCAGGCGGGGGAGGGGGGGAGCGGGGGGGCAGGGGGAGCGGGAGUGGGAGGGGGAGCGGGAGCAGGAGGGGGAGCGGGAGCGGGAGGGGGAGCAAGGGGAGGAGAGGGCGGAGGUAACAGUGUGAAUGGGGAGGGAGGGAUGGGUGAGAGCGGGCCUUUGGAGGAAACGUGUGGGAGCGAGGCUCUGGAGGAUACGUUUGAGUGGUUCCUGCGGCUGGGGAUGCGGUGCAGCCUCAGGCAGGCUCAGAUUCGACCCGACAUGCAGCAAGUUUUGAAAGAGCUGGAUGGGAUCAAGAAGAUGCUCAACUGUGUCUCUGCCUCCCAUAGGGGUACUGGUGCUGAUGGUGCUACUGCUGGCGGUUCUGCUGCUGGUGGUGUUGUUUCUGGUAACUCUGGCGCUGCUAGUGGUGCUUCUAGUGGUGGUGGUGAUGGCAGCAGCAGGCGUGACUAUAGCGAGCGGUCCAAUGGGGGGAGGGGGGGGUCUAUCGGUGCAGUGAAUUCCCAAGCUGGUAGAUCAUUCUGGGCAGAGAUUGUUGCGUCGGCGUCGAAAGGGCCGAGCAGGUUUAAGGAGGAGAUUGCGGAGGAGAUUGAUGAGGAGGAGGAGGAGUCGUGGUUUGCUGAGCGGAUGAGGAGGGGGGUGAAGGGGGAUGUAGGGAAGGGAGAGACGUCAAGCAGUGAGGCGGAUGGGCUGCUGAACCACACGCUGACGUUCACAGGGAGUGAGCCGCAGAUCAAAGUGGUUCCGAGAUGA
This is a messenger RNA of Closterium sp. Naga37s-1, 5979 nucleotides long. The record is from the annotation of a GenBank genome assembly. Lineage: Eukaryota; Viridiplantae; Streptophyta; Zygnematophyceae; Desmidiales; Closteriaceae.